Ostreococcus lucimarinus CCE9901 is the source of this 1333-nucleotide messenger RNA. RefSeq lists its product with no specific name. Lineage: Eukaryota; Viridiplantae; Chlorophyta; Mamiellophyceae; Mamiellales; Bathycoccaceae. The transcript has a single exon. Bases 230 to 1300 code for a protein of 356 amino acids. The record is from RefSeq and is a predicted model, not a curated record.
CGGCGACGGCGUCCGACGCGCGUUCGCGACGAUGGCGAGCGAGCGCGAGGGAUUGUUGCGAACGAACGAACGCGCGACGACGACGACGGCGAACGCGCGCGACGACGACGAGGACGCGGCGACGCGCGCGGCGUGGACGAGGACGCGCGACGACGAGGAUGGCGACGAGGGUGUUACGCGCGCGAGGGCGAGGACGCGGACGCGCGCGUCGCGCGCGCGGGCGUUCGGGAUGGCGUUCGUCGCGUUGUGCGCGCUCGUGGGGGGGCUAGCGCUCGUGAAAGCGGAACGAGCGCGCGGGGCGGGGAGGAUCGAUCGCGCCGCGCUCGGCGGCGCGGCGAGGGCGCAAAACGCGCCCGGACACGUGCCGGGAUUGGCCGAACACGUCGAGAGCGUGACGCGGAGCACGAAGUUUCGGGCGAUUACGUUCUGUAAUAAGUCGUAUUGGACGUUCGCGCACGCCUUGCUGGAGUCGAUGAAGGCUGUGGCGCCGUCCAUCGUGGACUUUUGGACAGUCAUCGUUCCGGACGAGGCGACGAAGGAGUUCAUCGAAAAGGAAACGGCGGGGGCGGGGCACAAGAUUGACGUCUACGUCGACGAUGACUUACGCAAGCAAGUCGCGAAGUUUGCCGAAGCGAGCAAAGAAGAGCUCAAGUCGAUGCUGUCGUGGCGGCGCGUGCACGCGGUGCAAACGCUCGUGGACAACGACUACACGGUGAUGUUCCUCGAGCCCGACGCGGUGAUGCAAAAGAACCCUUUGCAGCUCAUCCACGACCAGCUCACGACGAACGAUCUCGUGCUCGGGGCGGACUACGGCUUAGGGACGACGGCGCGCAAGCACGCGAACACAAAGGUGAUCGUGGCCAAGCCUUCCGUGCAAGGGAAGAAGCUGCUCAACGUCUGGCAGCGCGCCGAACAGACGUACUCGGGCGAUAAGGCGGAGGUUGGGUUCCUUCUUAACGACGUCAUCCCGCACAUCGACGCCCUGACGGCAAAGAUACAAAUCCUGGACCAGACCGUCGUCGGAAACUACCUCACCCACCACGAAAAAGCCGGGCAAGCCAUCGUCACGGGGAUGGGUUGCGACAACGUCGAUUUCAAAAUAAACUUUAUGGCGCAGUUGUUGCGACACGUCCAACCGGACGAUCCGAACGCCCCGAAGAGCGCGAUAGAUUACGAAGGCGUCUCCGCGGGAUGCGACUACGCGGGCCGAGAGAAAGUCUUCAAAAUUUCGAACGAGUUCGCAAAGAAGAAGAUGGCGGCAAAGUUGGGAUCGAACAAGGCGACUUCGAGCGAUGAGUAAACGACAGAGAGUACGCACGCGCGCGACGGUCUC